AUGGUGACCCUCUCCUCCAACCUGAGAGGCUAUCUACUUCGACUAUCCCAGAAAGAGUGCACACGUGGGAAAAUGAUGUACUCUUGUAUUCGGCUUCAGUCGGCGAUAGAAGCAGCAUACAAAGGGGCUGAGAGGCAAGAUGUCUUCUGGCCAGCAGACAGUCAGCUUACGUCAGAUCUCUCCUUGAAUACUCCUUCAAUUAAUAUUGCACGACUUACCCUUUCGCUGCUAGAGGAAGCAAGCAUAUACCGUCUGCAGCCGGCACUUCUCGAAUUCGACCUCCUCAAAUUCCAGUCCAUCAUGAGCAAAGGAAGAGCAUUCUUGGACUAUUUCAUAUCUGUUCCGACGUCAGACUUUGCCAACUUAUCAUUUGCUGAAUGGGAGCGACUAAUUGCAGCCAUCCAUGUUAUUACAGAAAUUAUCUCAGCCGCAGCUAGCUUACCAGGUAUCGUUGCAGCGGUUGGAGAGGAGUCCCGGACCCUAACCAGAUACCUUGAGUGCUUGGCAAAUCGGAUGGAAAAGCUUUCACAGUCUGGUAGGAAUCCCGGUGAACAUCCGGAUAUGUUUUAUUUGUUCAAGUCUGUCUUGGAUCUACUCUGUCCCCUCCCUCUCGCCGCAACCUACGACCAAGGGUUGCCUCCAGCUGUGAAUCCUGAGCCGCACCACGGAAAGAAGCGAUGUCCAGUUCUGUCUGGUAUUCGAGAAACACAAUUCUGGGAUGCAUACCAAACCUCUCUUCCUGCGGAUGACAUUGACAUCGAUCUAGAUAUGUUGUUCACGAAUGAGUUUCUAUCAGAACUAUCACCCGAGCAGUGGAUGGAUGCGUCCGAAGAUACCAGCUACACAUGA
Messenger RNA from Aspergillus oryzae RIB40, 849 nucleotides. RefSeq lists its product as uncharacterized. The transcript has 2 exons. Bases 1 to 849 code for a protein of 282 amino acids. Lineage: Eukaryota; Fungi; Ascomycota; Eurotiomycetes; Eurotiales; Aspergillaceae. The record is from RefSeq and is a predicted model, not a curated record.